AUGUCCAUAAGCCACUGUAGAUUCUACGAGAACAAGUUCCCCGAGGUCGAUGACAUUGUCAUGGUCAAUGUGCAGCAGAUUGCCGAGAUGGGUGCGUACGUGAAGUUGCUGGAGUACGACAACAUCGAGGGUAUGAUUCUGCUGAGCGAGUUGUCCCGGAGACGUAUAAGAUCCAUCCAGAAGCUGAUCCGUGUCGGUAAGAACGACGUCGUUGUUGUGCUGCGUGUCGACAAGGAGAAGGGGUACAUCGACUUGUCCAAGCGUCGUGUGUCCUCCGAGGACAUCAUCAAGUGUGAGGAGAAGUACCAGAAGUCGAAAACCGUGCACUCGAUCCUGAGAUACUGUGCGGAGAAGUUCCAGAUCGCACUGGAGGAGCUAUAUAAGACCAUUGCGUGGCCAUUGAGUCGAAAGUACGGCCACGCUUACGAGGCGUUCAAGCUGUCCAUCAUAGAUGAGACCGUCUGGGAGGGCAUCGACCCACCAUCCAAGGAAGUGUUGGAGGAACUCAAGACCUACAUCUCCAAGAGGUUGACCCCACAGGCUGUUAAGAUCAGAGCCGAUGUCGAAGUGUCCUCCUUCGGUUACGAGGGGAUCGACGCGAUCAAGGAGGCGUUGAAGUCUGCUGAGAGUCUGUCCACGGAAAAGAUGCAAAUCAAAGUGAAACUGGUUGCCGCGCCACUGUACGUCAUCACCACACAGGCUUUGGACAAACAGCAAGGUAUUGAGGUGUUGGACCGUGCUAUCACCCAGAUCAACGACGUCAUCACCAAGUACAACGGUGUGUGCAACAUCACGAUGGCACCAAAGGCCGUCACUGCCACUGAGGACGCUGAGUUGCAAGCUCUCUUGGAGAGCAAAGAACUGGACAACAAGUCCGACUCUGACGACGAUUCUGAGGAGGACUCUGACGAGGAAUGA
This is a messenger RNA of Huiozyma naganishii CBS 8797, 918 nucleotides long. It is a transcript of the gene SUI2, whose product is annotated as translation initiation factor eIF2 subunit alpha. Lineage: Eukaryota; Fungi; Ascomycota; Saccharomycetes; Saccharomycetales; Saccharomycetaceae. The record is from RefSeq and is a predicted model, not a curated record. The transcript has a single exon. Gene Ontology annotation, cellular component: eukaryotic translation initiation factor 2 complex; eukaryotic translation initiation factor 2B complex; eukaryotic 48S preinitiation complex. Gene Ontology annotation, molecular function: ribosome binding; translation initiation factor activity; RNA binding. The coding region runs from base 1 to 918 and encodes 305 amino acids.